UCUAACUUUGGCCAGCUCGGCCUAUGGCUUCGUCAGCUGAGACGACAUUCCAUGAAAUUUGGCAAAAACAGAAGCUUGUCACUCCUUCACGUCGGGGUGAUAAAAGUGAUUGGGCACUUACCAUUUGUCGGAAUGAGAUGGCGCUUACCAUUUACAAUUCGAUUUCCCGCGUUUGUUUUAUGCGGAUGAGAGACUGGAAACUAGAAAAUUUAGCAGAUGGUAUGGAAAUUUCCGCCGUUCCUUUCCGAACGGAAGAAGAGGACUGUACCUCUGGAUGUGGUAUAUAAUAUACCUUUCCCGCAUUCCAACAAACAAUGGCGCCAAGUCGAGGCUAGGGUGGACAAAAAUACAGCAAAUGUAUGAAAAUGUCCACCCCGACCUCGCUCUGGUACUAUUGUUCCUACGCACUGAAGUGGAACGCGGGAAAGGUCUAUUUCCGGACGGAUUUUCUGGAAAAUGACUGCUCCAUUUGACUUUCAACCGAAAUUUCCGGAAAUUUUGGAUAAUUGUAGACGGCGAGCAGUCCUGGGAACAGCAACCCUCCUGCGCGUGACGUAAAAUUCCCGCCAAAAGUCAUCAGACCGAAACCAAACAACAAAGAUGGCGUACAGGGUGGAGGACUUUCAAAACCCAUGAUCAGUUUGUUUUCCUUGAUUUCCAAGAUGAGCACUUCCCCGUAUUUUACCUCAAGUGGAAGACAAACACGUUCUGCAGCGAGAGAAGCAAUUUCAGCUCUGUCAACGAGACAAAAACAGCCAAGAAGGCACAUAAAGAUCGAAUGUGAGAAGCGACAUCAAGAGGACCCGGCGAGCGACGGUAACAAAAUCGAAAAUGCGGCGGCGAAAAAGCCUAAAAAGGAAGUUUCCGUAGAACAGGGACAAACGAAAGGCUGGCAACCUGCUAACUGGAGAGAGCAGUUAGCUAACAUUCGUGAAAUGAGAAAAUCACGCGACGCGCCGGUUGAUUCCCAGGGAUGCGAGAAGACAGCUGAUGUAAACCAGUCACCUGAGACUGUGCGCUAUCAAGUGCUCAUCUCUCUCAUGUUAUCAAGUCAAACAAAAGACCAAGUUACUUUUGCAGCAAUGGAAAAGUUGAAAGCUUAUGGUUUAACAAUAGAGAAUGUUCUUAAAACUCCAUCAAGCAAAAUUGGGGAGCUAAUCUAUCCUGUUGGUUUCUGGAAGAAAAAGGCUGACUACAUAAAAGAUGCAACUAAAAUUUGUGCUGAGAAGUACAAUGGCGACAUUCCACCCACAGUAGAAGAGUUAGUAAAACUCCCAGGUGUUGGCCCCAAGAUGGCACACAUUACAAUGAAUGUGGCAUGGGGACAGGUGACUGGAAUAGGUGUUGAUACUCAUGUCCACAGAAUUUCCAACAGGCUGGGAUGGGUGAAGAAACCCACCAAAGUACCAGAGGAAACAAGGCUUGCUGUGGAGAGUUGGUUACCGAGGGAAGAAUGGGAUGAACUUAAUGUGUUGCUGGUUGGAUUCGGUCAACAGACAUGUCUUCCCAUAGGACCACUGUGUGAAAUGUGCCUUAACUGCAAGAUAUGCCCUGAAGGACGUAGAAAUACCAGGGGGAAACCCAAUAAGAAAGUAAAGGAAAAAUCUUCACCAGAAAAAGGUGGAAAGGCUGCUUAAAAUAGAACUAUGUAUCUACAUUGGUAGGAGACAAAAACAAAAGGUAUUAUGGUAUCUUUGGAACCCUACUGUACUUCCACCUGGUUGUUGUUCCUGCAUCUGGACUUAGAUGACACAUGCUUUUGUGAACAAGAGUACGAGCAGUUUUUCCCUUGCAUAGGUAGUGAUCUAGCCCAAGUCAGUCAAGUCAACUGAGGUCAAAAGCUACAUGCUGAUGUGAUAAUGUACAUAACAUGACACUUUGUGAACUAUGUCUAAACAGUGGAAAUGGUGAGAGGUCAACAACUAAUCACUUUUCACUUGCAAUUCUUGAACUGAAUUGCAUACAUUUAAGGUUUACAAUAGCUAGAAAACUCGAAAUAAAAAGGCAAGUUAGCAAGUAACAGCUAUUCAGAAUUAAAAAAACUGCAUUGUUCCAUUUUA
This is a messenger RNA of Orbicella faveolata, 2060 nucleotides long. Its product is annotated as endonuclease III-like protein 1. Gene Ontology annotation, molecular function: DNA-(apurinic or apyrimidinic site) endonuclease activity; DNA binding; oxidized pyrimidine nucleobase lesion DNA N-glycosylase activity. NCBI's taxonomy places the organism in Eukaryota, Metazoa, Cnidaria, Anthozoa, Scleractinia, Merulinidae. Gene Ontology annotation, biological process: base-excision repair; nucleotide-excision repair; base-excision repair, AP site formation. Gene Ontology annotation, cellular component: nucleus. The record is from RefSeq and is a predicted model, not a curated record.